AUGGAAUCCUUGAGCUGCCAUUUUCAGUUCACGUUUCAUGGAGUUUCCAAGAAUGUCAAAGCCAGGUCUUCUUCUUCUGUCUCCUGCUCCAUUCAGCCUACUCAGAGCAACAUCAAGGUAUAUGGUAGUGAACAUGGAGCAGCAAAAGAGAUAGGGAGGGCGGCAGUGUUGACAGUUACCAAAGCCAGAGGAAUGGAAGUUGCUGGUGCUGUUGACACCAUUUUGUCGGAGAAGAUAUUUGAAAGGCGACGAGCAUUUGGGAUGAGAAGUGUGGUGUAUGUGCCCCGGAUUAAAGUAGACACAUGGUUCUCAAACUUACAGGGGUGUCUGGUAGCACCACCUCUAUCAAUCCGAUCGAUUGUCCUCCAACGAGCAGCUAUUUCAGCUUCCUUCCACUACAACAAUGUUGAAAUCGGGGAAUCAGCAGCAGAUGCAACUGACCUCCCAUCAGCAGAUGCGGUCCAAAUUGCCCAAAAAACCUCUCCAAUCUGGGGCAGACGAUUUUACUCUGUCAAGCAUGACAUAACAGGCGUGCAGAGCCUUAUGCCUGGACUAAUCUUGGCAAUUAGAAAGGUGAUCCGUCUGAUG
Linum tenue is the source of this 588-nucleotide messenger RNA. Lineage: Eukaryota; Viridiplantae; Streptophyta; Magnoliopsida; Malpighiales; Linaceae. The record is from the annotation of a GenBank genome assembly.